Molecule: messenger RNA, 756 nt
Organism: Fusarium coffeatum
Lineage: Eukaryota; Fungi; Ascomycota; Sordariomycetes; Hypocreales; Nectriaceae
Exons: 1
Coding region: 1-756 (251 amino acids)
Source: RefSeq, a predicted model, not a curated record
AUGAGUUCACAAAAGCGACCUCAUGAGGCUGAUGACAAUCAGCCUAACAGGAGGCAAGACACGGGCCCUCCAACGAGCGGCCAAGAGGACCCCUCAGCAUUGACUGAGGAACUCCUGUCCGAUGGCCGUGAUGAGAGCCAAUUACAGGGCCAAAGCCAGUUUCCGCCGGCUUUCAGCCAGUUGCCAUCUGGCCAAGGCGAGCUUCUUAGACAUGAAGAAGUGUCGUCGUACGAGAACAUCUCUGGGGCCAGCAGUUUCCUUUCUCAAAUGGCACAUGAUGAUGAAGUUUCCGAUCGCUUGGAUGCUCUCAGAGCUGACUAUGAAAGGCUCAAAACUGAUUUUGAUCAGUUCAGAUCGCUCAUGGCUGGCCGCAGCAGCCCACUCGAAAGGUCCAUUACAAUGGAUCUUAUUGAACGAGUGCAAGCUCUGGAAAGGGAAGCCAAAGCUCCCUCCAAAAGGGAUUUGCUUGCUGAGAAUCAGCGACUCAGCCGAGAGGUUGAGACUAUCAAAGCCUCCCAUGACGAGGCUCAGACUGAGGUAGCAAGGCUACGCCAACAGGUAGAUGCUGCCAAUGUCUCUCGGGAUGAAGUCGAGAGAGAGGCAGAGCGCCUGCAAGAAGACAACCGCCGGCUUGAGAUGGCGGUUGCAACCAAGACCAUGGAACUCGCAAACAUGCGCAGCGAGAAAGACCAACUCGCUCGUUCCCUGAACAAUGCCUGGGCGGAGAUAGCCUCUCUUAGGGCUGAUGAAGCUUAG